Molecule: messenger RNA, 455 nt
Organism: Dryobates pubescens (Downy woodpecker)
Lineage: Eukaryota; Metazoa; Chordata; Aves; Piciformes; Picidae
Product: putative small proline-rich protein 5
Exons: 2
Coding region: 138-455 (105 amino acids)
Source: RefSeq, a predicted model, not a curated record
CAGGGAGGUGCCUGACAGCCCAGAGCCCUCCUGCAGCCCUUAUAAAAGCUCACUGAGCCCAGGGCUCCUCACUCGCUCUCCUUCACCUCCAGACCUGCUGCCUGCAGCUCCAGAGGCUUUGCCACCACUCCAGCAAGAUGUGCUCCCGGGGGUCCUGCCACGACUAUGAGUCCUCCUGCCACGGAUCUCGCUCCUCCUGCCACGAGUCCUACUCCUCCUGCCACAACUCAGGGCCCUCCUGCCACUACAGCAUCCAGAGGCAGCCUGUGCAGAAGUACAGCUACGUGACCCCCUGCUACCCCCCUGUGCAGUCCUACUGCCCCCCCGUGCAGCGCUACUGCCCCCCUCUGCAGCCCUGCUGCCCCCCGGUGCAGCGCUACUGCCCCCCGGCCCCCUACUGCCCCCAGUACACCAAGAACAUCUGCAAGCUGCCCCCCAAGUGCCCCAAGUACUAG